Molecule: messenger RNA, 5426 nt
Organism: Paramisgurnus dabryanus
Lineage: Eukaryota; Metazoa; Chordata; Actinopteri; Cypriniformes; Cobitidae
Gene: wrn
Product: WRN RecQ like helicase
Biological process (GO): telomere maintenance; double-strand break repair via homologous recombination; DNA replication
Cellular component (GO): nucleoplasm; cytoplasm; chromosome
Molecular function (GO): four-way junction helicase activity; 3'-5' exonuclease activity; ATP binding
Source: RefSeq, a predicted model, not a curated record
UAAACACAAUGAAGAAGAAGUGAGUUAAAUUUUCGCGUAAACGCAUAUCAGUGGACAGAUUACCGAUUAAAUGAAACUGAAAUGGGUGACAGAAAUCUACCAGCAUGGAUGAACAGUAAAUCCCAUCAGGACAAACACACAUUGGGAGUCUAUAAAAAGAAUGUUUUGGAAGACGAUCUUCCUUACCUGGACUUUUGUGGGACAGUCAUAUAUAGCCAUGAAAAACACGACUGCUCAUUUUUGUCAGAAGAUUUGAGAUCAACUGUGUCGUCUGAAUCAGUGGUGGGAUUUGAUCUUGAAUGGCCGCCCACCUUUACUAAAGGAAAGUCAAAGAAGGUGGCUUUAGUUCAGCUGUGUGCAUCAGAAGAGAAAUGUUACCUGUUUCAUAUCUCCUCAAUGUCAGGCUUUCCACCUGGCCUGAAGAUGUUUCUGGAAGAUGAGAGUAUUGUGAAGGUUGGCGUAGGAAUAGAGGGCGACAAGUGGAAGUUAUUAUCUGAUUAUGACAUCAGAUUGAAGAAUACACUCGAGCUGUCUGAAUUAGCCAAUGAGGCUUUGAAGUGCAGUGAGAAGUGGAGUUUGGAUGGUUUAGUCAAACACAUGUUAAAGAAACAGCUGUUCAAAGACAAAGUGGUGCGCUGCAGUAAAUGGGAUGAUUUGAGUUUGACAGAAGAGCAGAAGAAAUACGCCGCCACCGACGCUUAUGCUGGAUUGCUCAUUUAUCAGAAACUACAGGUUAUAAUGGAGUCUGAGAGAAGAGAGCCAUCAGGAUCUUCAGCGGUGGAUUUAAAGCAGAGAGUUUAUCAAAUCGCUCGUGAUCUCAAGGAUCUAGCUGAUGGUUUUCCUGAUGAACUGGGCAGCUCGGGCAGUGCUGCGAGAUUGGUGAACGAUCUCUCUCGGACUCUUACGUCUCUAAGAUGGUGCGUGUUAAAAAGCAACAGUGCGGCUGAUAACUCAUCAGGAGCAGAGUCAUCCGUACAACACACAGAUGAUGACACCGCGUCAUCUAAGGGCAAGAGUCAGUGCGCUGUCAAACAUAGUGAUGAUCAAACACAUAUGUCUGAAUAUGAGCUACAGAUGGUGGAGAUGCAGGCCAGGCAGGAGCAGUUGGAUGAGGAGUGUAUCUUAGCUUUCCAGACUCAGGAGCAGUCAGGCCAGCAUGACUCUUAUGAUGCCGAGAGUGAUGAAGAUCUUGAUGAUGAAAUGAUGAAGUGUGCUGAUGAUGUGGAGAAAGCAAAUAAUGGAGAGAAACCAUCACAGUCUGCUGCUGAAGAUGAAGAUGAGGACAUUGAAGAAGAUGAGGAAGACUUGUUUGAUUCAAGUAUCCCACAACCUGUUUCUGAGCAAAUUAAAUGUCUGAAAAUGUAUUUUGGGCAUCCCAACUUUAAACCGGUUCAGUGGAAAGUGAUUCAGUCCAUUCUUGGAGACAGGAGGGAUAAUCUUGUUGUCAUGGCAACUGGUUAUGGGAAGAGUUUGUGUUUUCAGUUUCCUCCAGUAUACUGUCAAAACAUCAGUGUGGUGAUUUCUCCUCUCAUUGCUCUCAUGGAGGAUCAAGUGCUUCACUUACAAAUGUCAAACAUUCCUGCUUGUUUUCUUGGAUCUGCACAGACCAAGAAUCUGUUUGAAGACGUGAAAAGGGGGAACUUCAGAGUCGUGUACAUGACACCUGAGUUCUGCUCUGGAAACAUCCAGCUGCUCGCACAGCUCAACCAAACCAUCGGUUUAUCUCUGAUCGCUGUGGAUGAGGCUCAUUGUAUCUCUCAAUGGGGUCAUGACUUCAGAAGUGCAUAUCGUGACCUGGGCAAACUGAAGAAAAAUCUCCCUGACGUUCCCAUUUUGGCCCUUACAGCCACUGCGAGUCCAUCUAUCCGCGAUGACAUCGUGAAGAGUCUUAAACUGAUCAAUCCCCUCAUGACCUGCACAUCAUUUGAUCGGCCCAACCUCUAUCUGGAUGUUAGUCGCAAAAGUAAUGACGUUAUCCAAGACCUCAAACAAUUUCUCAUCAAAAAGAAAGGGGGAGAUUAUGAGUUCGAAGGUUCUGCCAUUGUGUACUGUCCAUCUAAGAAAGAAGCGGAGCGUGUGACGGCAGCGCUGUGUAAACUGGGCGUCCUGUGUGGAGUUUAUCACGCUGGUCUCAGUAUGAAACAGAGGAGAGAAACUCAACAUCAGUUCAUGAGAGAUGAGAUUCAGUGUGUGGUGGCCACUGUUGCGUUUGGGAUGGGCAUUAAUAAGUCUGAUAUCAGGAAGGUCAUCCAUUACGGUGCUCCUAAGGAGAUGGAGUCAUAUUAUCAGGAGAUUGGUAGGGCCGGUAGAGACGGACUGCCCAGCUCAUGUCACGUCUUAUGGACGCCUGCAGAUAUGGCACUGAACAGAUUCAUUCUCAAUCAGUCCAAAAGCGAGCGCUUCAGAGAUUAUAAAAUCACCAUGAUGGCCAAAAUGGAGAAGUAUCUCAAUUCAACCAAGUGCAGACGAAAGUUGAUUUUGUCUCAUUUUGAAGACAAGCGUCUGAGGAAGGUGACGUCUGGGAUUCUGGGUAGUCAUCAGUGUUGUGAUAACUGCAGGUCAGGCAUGAACACAGUGGAUGCCGGUGGACUUCAGCAGGACUUUGGCGUGUGUGCGUAUCAGCUGAUGAAGGCCAUAAGCAUCAUGGAGGAAAGGUUUGGCAUUACAGUGCCCAUCCUCUUUCUGCGGGGCUCAAGCUCUCAGCGGAUUCCCGAUCGCUAUUGUAGGCAUUCACUCUUCGGCAUUGGCAAGGAAGUCUCGGAGUGUUGGUGGAAAGCUCUUGGCCGAGAACUCGUAGCUGAACAAUAUCUGAUGGAAGCUACGGGUCACAACAAAUUUUCCACCUUAUGCAAACUCACACCCAAGGGCAGAUCAUGGCUGAACGAUGCUGAAGAUGAGAAACACAGAAGACUUCUGCUGCAUCCUAACAGAGAUCUGUUCAGUAGAGUGUCUGUACCGCGGAGAAUGACAGGACAUCCAGUACAGGUUGGGUCUAAUGAAUACAAUAAACUGUCAGAUUACACACAGAGGUCAAAGGUCAGUACUGGAGUAGAUAGCCGUCACAUGAUGGAGAAAGCGGGCGUGUCCUGCAGAUCAGCAGUCAAGCAGUCCACACAAACUCCUGCUGUUAAACCUCAAACACCAACUGUGUCUCCUAAAGAAAUCCAGCUACAGUCAGAGUUGUACAGUAAACUGGUGUGUGAACGACAGAAGUUGGCCAAUCUUAAAGACAUCCCACCUGCCAUACUGGCCACCAAUAAGAUCUUACUGGACAUGGCCAAACUAAGACCGUGCACAGUCGGUAGCUUAAAACAGGUGGAUGGAGUUUCUGAAGCUAAAGCGGCCAUGUUAACACCUUUGAUUGACAUCAUCAGCAGUUUCUGUCAGAAACACAGAUUACAGGUGGAUGUUUCCAGCAGUUGUGCUUCAUCUCUCCAGACACAGUCCAUCAGCGAUUCAAUGAAGUAUUGUGUGUCUCUACCGGACAGUGUCUCCAUCACAUACAAACUCUAUCAGAUAGAGCACAAGAGCAUGAGGCAGGUAGCAGAUGCUCGCUCCGUGCCUAUGGCCGUGGUGGAGUCUCAUCUGUUACAGGCUCAGAAGAUGAAGUGUCCCUUAGACACAGAAAGAGCUGGACUCUCAUCAUUCAUCUAUAACACUAUCAGAAACACCAUCACAUCUCCUCCGCUCAACUCAGACAUGAGUGAUUUUAAAGCCAUCAGGUGUCGUGUCCCUGAAGAUAUCAGCAACUUUUUGCUCAAACUGGCGAUUUGUAAACUACAGAGAGAAGAUUUGCCAGCAGCAUCAUCAUCAUCUUCUGCACAUCAGGACAUCAGCUGGAUAGAGCCGCUGGAUAAAGGUGGACGUGCAGGUGAUCGUAUGAUUGAAGAGUCACAUUGCGAGUCAAACAUCAUGGAUCAGAGUGAAGAUGAACUCUUUAUUGAUCUUCCCAUGCCACAGGAUGAUUCGUCCUCCAGCAGUGAUGUCCGGCUCAAGUCAUGUGACCUGACUUCUCACAACACCGGUAUGGAUUUGGCCUCCUGGAAUCAGGACAACCUGGAUAAAGACACUCAAGAUCUCUUCAGCGAUUCACCGGUUAAGACUGUAAGUCAACCCGCUAAGAGAAAACUACCUGACUGGACUGAAGGACCAAACACUUCACUUACUGUUGCUACUGCCAAGAAAACUAAAAAAAAGAAAGGACUUUUCAUUUGAAAUCCAGCUGUGUAUCCAGCACAUUUUGUAUUUAGAAAUUUUGUACAGCAUUCCAUAUAAAUGUUUCAUGUUUAUGAUAAUUUGUAUACAGGUGUUGUUUGUAUCAGUCACUCUACUGUAGUUUAUUCCAUCUUUUAAAAAAUAUGUUGAAAUAAACACAGUUAUUAUAAAUAAUAUUCUGACUCUCUUAGCUUCAUAAUGCCAUUUUUAUGGGUAUUAAGAUUUUGAAUGUUCAGAAAGCACAUCCAUCCCUCAUUAAAGUAAUCCAAAUGAAACCAGUAAGUUAAUAUGCCUUCUGAAAUAAAAUGAUAUGUUUGUGAGAGAACUAGGUUAGUCAUCAAUAUGAAACUUAUGGUUCAAAACAGCAUAAAACAAAAUCUUUCCCAAGCUCAAGGACGCAAUAGACAUUAAACAAUCAUCAAGAUUAUCAUAAUGUUCAGAAUAAUUAAUCAGAACUUAUUCAGAUAAUAUUAAGAAAGGAUAUAUGUUUUGAGUUGAGACUCGAAGGAACGCAUGGUAGGUGAAAGUGACUUCCAUAAUUUUGGUGUCAUGACAUUCAAUGAUCUACAGCACCAUCCAUAGAUGACAGACGGGGAAAUGAGGUACAGUAAGGAGGAGUUUGGAGUCAGAUGAAAGAAGUGAGCGAUCAGGAGUGUAGAGAAACAACAAAUCUGACAGAUAAUGAGGGGAGUGACCGUUUACACACAUUUACAAGUUAAGAGAAUGAUUUGGUAUUUUAUGUGAACUGAGACAGCUAACCAAUAACAGUCAUUAAGUAACGGUACUGAGUGGUUAAAUUUUCUGGUCUUAGUGAUAACUAGCAGCAGAGUUUUGGAUAUGCUCUAGUCUGGAAAUCAUUUUGACAGGCAGAAUAAAAUAAUCAAGGAGUAGCAUUAUAAGAGCAUGUACCAAUGUUUUAACAUCAUCUGAGCUAAGAGCAGGCUGUAGAUGAGCAAUAUGGCGCAUAUGGAAAAUUUCUUACUGUAUAAGAUAUAAUCUGAUGUGUAUUAUCAAUAGUAAAAAUCUGAUUGUGCUUUUAACAGGGAUGGCAGACCAAAUACAAUUAGCUCAGUCUUAUCCGUGUUUAACUUAAGAAAGGUUUUGAAAUGAAUGCAUUCAAGAUUUGAAAGUGACUAGGGAUAAUAUGACCAAGAGGUAAUACAUUUAUCUUGUUGCUAAAAUCACAUGACUUUCCCAGUUUUGUUGAAAUA